Molecule: messenger RNA, 1215 nt
Organism: Lichtheimia ornata
Lineage: Eukaryota; Fungi; Mucoromycota; Mucoromycetes; Mucorales; Lichtheimiaceae
Exons: 6
Coding region: 1-1215 (404 amino acids)
Biological process (GO): nuclear-transcribed mRNA poly(A) tail shortening
Cellular component (GO): P-body
Molecular function (GO): protein binding; mRNA binding; translation repressor activity
Source: RefSeq, a predicted model, not a curated record
AUGGACUACAUGCCACACAUUGCUUACAAUUCUCACUCUCCAUUGGCUGAUCCACGUCUACACCAGCACCGUAACAACAAUGGCUUGUCAUUCGAAUCGCAAGAGUAUGAUCAAAAGAUGGCUAGUAUCAUCAAUGCUACCAUGGAGCAGGGCUUCAAGGGGGAUCUCAACCAUGUUGAUCAUUGGUUUCGAUUACUGAGUGAUACAGAGCAAUUGGCUGCUGUCUACACGCUACUUCAACACAUGUCAAAGGACAAUGCACGAUUCUUCACAAAGGUCUUGAAGCAAAUGUCGGGUGAUUUUGAAUCAUCAUCCCCUGCAGGAUAUCUUCAACAUCAACAACAAGCAUUCGCAUCAAGGAGAUUGAGUCAUCCAGUAGCAGCAUUUUCUACCACUACUACUAAUAUCAACAACAACAACAAACUUGGAAACGAUGUACUUGGUGAUCAUCGACUUUACCAUCCUCUCAUGUCGUCGGACCUCUUUGGUGGAUCCUCAAUCAUCCCCCCUUCUUCUUCUACAACUACAACAACUAAUAAUGGCCGUCCCCGAUCUGUGAUUGAAGGCAGCGGCUAUCUUUUACGAGGAGGAAGUACUGCUUGGGGAGGAGGAGGUGAUCUUGGAAUACAACCAUCCAUUGCUGCUGCAGGUUCAGCAUCCAUGUCAUCCUCAUCAUCAGGUGCCCGAUCCUCUGUGGGAAGUAUUGGCGAUCGCAGACCACGACCUCAAUCAGUUGAUAUUUCUGCUUGGACAAAACGUCCCGAUUUGACAUUAGCCAUGGGAGGUCGAGAUGAAAAGAAGAAUACAAAGUCGUCUCAUUCACCCUUGCCAUCAUCAUCAUCAUUGGAUAAGAAUCAUGACGCAUCAUCAACUUCAUCAUCGUCUUCUUCAAGUCAACGUGGUGGUGGUGGUGGUGGUGGAUCAUCAACAACAUCAGCGUCCAAUAGCGUAACAUCCAGCAACAACAACAAGAAACCAGCCGAGCCAUCGACAAUUGACUUGAAAGAAUUGGAAGACAUCCCAGGCUGGUUUAGGCGUUUACGUUUACACAAGUACACAAGUUUAUUUGAAAAGCUCGACUGGAAGGAAAUUGUGAAGAUGGAUGAUGCCCAAUUGGAAGCGAGAGGUGUUGCUGCAUUAGGAGCUCGGCGGAAAAUGCUUAAAACGUUUGAAAGGGUCCGUGCACAUUGCGAUGCAAAGGACAUUGAAUACUGA